Molecule: messenger RNA, 1638 nt
Organism: Saccostrea cuccullata (small rock oyster)
Lineage: Eukaryota; Metazoa; Mollusca; Bivalvia; Ostreida; Ostreidae
Exons: 10
Coding region: 25-1638 (537 amino acids)
Source: RefSeq, a predicted model, not a curated record
CUUCAUGUAGCAAGGCAAGCAACUAUGGAAAUCGAUUGGAAUGAGAUUUUAGAUUUCGGCGACAGUGCUGUCACAGAUGUUGACUCUAAGCUAAAGAUCUUGAAAUUUAGUUAUAGUUGGGCAGAUGCCGUUGAAGAGCAGGAGAGACUUGUGGAGGCCCAAAAGCAAGAAGACAUGGAAAGAGUGCUGAAUAAAGAGAUAACAGGAGAACAGACAAAGAGCAAACACAUUGACAAUGCCAGAGAGGAAACAGAUUUUGGCGAUGAACCUGUUAAAGACUGGAGAACAAAGCUUCAGAUUUUAAAGUUUGACUAUUCAUGGGCAGAGAGGGUUGAGGAAGAGGAAAGAAGAACUGAGUUAGCUAAUACUGUGGGACAGAGAACUGGAGUGGAGAGAAGCAGACUUGAGUCAACUCAUAGAAGAAAGCAGACAGACAACUUCAGGGAAAAGAUAUAUGUUGCAAAGAAGCUUCCAAACAACUCAGUAAAAAGACAAAACUAUUCUCGAAGAAUAAAACAAGAGAUCUUCAAACCACCAACAGAACAAAGAAAGAAUGUGAACAUAUAUAACAAGAGAGAUUUUCCUAAAGAGGGCCAACAAAUUACAAACACUAGUCUAACAGAAAAACAGUCUACCACUGAAAGGAUAAAGAUAGCAGAGCUGAGAAAAGCAGAUAAACAAGUUAUCCCAGCAGAAAAGAAGUCAGCCCGGCUUAUCACAGAGAAAAAGUCUGCUGAACUUAUCACAGAGGAAAAGUCAGUUGAGCUUAUCACUGAAGAAAAAUCAGCCCAGCUUAUCCCAGAGGAAAAGUCAGCCAAGCUUAUGACAGAGGAAAAGUUGGCUGAGCUUAUCACAGAGAAUAAGUCAGCAGAGCUUAUCACAGAGGAAAAGUCAGCCGAGCUUAUCACUGAAGAAAAGUCAGCCCAGCUUAUCCCAGAAGAAAAGUCAGCUGAGCUUGUCACAAAGGAAAAGUCAGCCCAGGUUAUCACAAGAGAAAAAGAUAAAGAUAUCACAGAGGAAAAGUCAGCCAAGAUUAUCACUGAGGAAAAGUCAGCCGAGCUUAUCACUGAGGAAAAGUUAGCUGAGCUUAUCCCAGAGGAAAAGUCAGCCAAGCUUAUCACUGAAGAAAAGUCAGUCCAUGUUAACACAAAGGAAAAGUCAGCCAAGCUUAUCACAGAGGAAAAGGCAGCUGAGCUUAUCACAGAAGAAAAGUCAGCUGAGCUUGUCACUGAGGAAAAGUCAGCCAAGCUUAACAAAGAGGAAAAGUCAGCCAAGCUCAUCACAGAGGAAAAGUCAGCCAAGCUUAUCAUUGAGGAAAAGUCAGCCCAGGUUAACAAAGAGGGAAAGUCAGCCAAGCUUAUCACAGAGGAAAAGUCAGCUGAGCUUAUCACAGAGGAAAAGUUAGCUGAGAUUUUCUCAGAGGAAAAGUCAGCCAAGCUUAUCAAUGAGGAAAAGUCAGUCCAAGUUAACACAGAGGAAAAGUCAGCCAAGCUUAUCACAGAGGAAAAGUCAGCUCAGCUUAUCACAGAGAAAAAGUCAGCUAAGCUUAUCACAGAGGAAAAGUCAGCCAAGCUUAUCACAGAGGAAAAGUCAGCUGAGCUUAUCACAGAGGAAAAAGGAAAAAUCAGCCCAGGUUAG